Messenger RNA from Mucor velutinosus, 972 nucleotides. RefSeq names its product succinate--CoA ligase beta chain (gene LSC2). NCBI's taxonomy places the organism in Eukaryota, Fungi, Mucoromycota, Mucoromycetes, Mucorales, Mucoraceae. The record is from RefSeq and is a predicted model, not a curated record. The transcript is spliced from 3 exons. The coding region runs from base 1 to 972 and encodes 323 amino acids.
AUGGUUACUGACACACAAUUCUUUAAUUCAGCAAUCACUGAAGCUCAUUUGAACAUGAUGAUUUCGAAUGAACCAGCUUCAUUCUUUAGCAUGGUUACUAAAAUGGAGGAUGCAAUCAUCCGUGGAUAUGAUGGUACUCCGCUUCAAGAAUAUAUUAACCGCUGGAAUCGUGUAAUGGUCGAACAUUUUAGAUCCAAGAACAUUGAUUUGUCUAAAACGAGAAAGGCAGAAUGGAUAACUGUUGCUUCAGGUAUCAUUGAUAUGUCUGCAAAAUGUCGGUAUGGCUUUCAGCGUUGCGAAUUAUCAGGAUCUGUUUCCAAAUCUUGCGUGUCUGGCCUAUCAGCACCUGAUUCUGGCUUAUCAGCUAUAUCAUUUGCAUCGGACUUUUCUGCUCGUCGAUCAUCAACUGCUCAAUCAAAUGCUGCUGAAUCAAUUUGUGAUACUGAUUCUCCCUCAGCCAAGAUUCCGAAAUUGAGUGUACUGGAUAAAAAAAUCAUUCAAAGCUUGUACGACAGAUUGGAUAGAAGUAAGAUGUGGCGAUUAUCCAAUGGAACCAUCGUGGAAGAUAAGAUGAAAGAAGUUGCUCUGGGAUUUGAAUAUGAACAUCCUUGUCAUUCACUGAUUUUGGAUGUUAAUGAUGCAUGUUGGUCUGAAGUGUUUGAAUCUGAUGAAAUAGAAGAAAUUCGUAGUUUUCGUUCUGUGGAAAUGCCUGUCAUGUCAGCGGAAGUAGAAAGUUAUAUUCAAGCGUUGAACACUUUGAAUCCAUCCCAAUUAUAUGCAAAAGUUGACUCUGGUGUUCAUGACAUUGCGUCUGAUUCUAGUUGGCUUCAAAAGUCAUACCGUGAUGCUUUUCGUUUGUUGCAGUCUGAUUUCUUUCCAAUGGAAUCACAAACCGAGGGAAAUGUCGUUAAGCGUGUAUGGUCUUGUCUUGAUUCCUGUUUUGAUUUUAGCACAAUCAAAUCUGUUAGGUAA